Molecule: messenger RNA, 2604 nt
Organism: Ylistrum balloti
Lineage: Eukaryota; Metazoa; Mollusca; Bivalvia; Pectinida; Pectinidae
Product: hemicentin-1-like
Exons: 16
Coding region: 1-2604 (867 amino acids)
Source: RefSeq, a predicted model, not a curated record
AUGUUGGACAUUUUGCAGCCUGCAGGUCAUUGGAAAUCGGACAGCUGUCGUCAAGAAAAACUGGGUAGCGGACUGGGUAGCGGAGGUAGAAGGCCUGGCAGGGGAUGUUGGAUUCCCUGCUGGAGGGUUGGGGAUGUAGUAGCCAUCGGGGAUGAUAAAUUGAAUCCAAACACACUAUCGGAUAACGGGGUUGAUGUGGAUGAAUAUGCUUUGAGGGUGCCAAAGACUACAUACUCUGUUUUAGCGGGACUUACCAUCACACUUGAAUGUUCGAUUUCGCCACCAAUAUACCUAUCUAACGUACACUGGACCAAAGAGGGGCGACAAGCUCAGGUGUUCAGCUCUGUCAGUCCGCGGAAUACAAAAUAUUCUGGAUCUUCCUACAGAAGGCCUUCAUUGACCAUACGUGAUACAAAUGUAAAGGACACUGGUACCUAUACAUGUAGAGGGCUGAAAUCAAAAGGUGAAACCUACUCCAGGUCACCUCUAAACUUAACUGGUUCUCCAAUCACCUUAACAGUGUAUAACCCAUUUGCCGUCACAAUCAAACCAAGCAAAGAAAAUAUUUCGAAACAGAUAGGAGAUUUUCUCCCAGAAAGAACAUGUGUAUCAGAUGACUGUCGAGGUAAAUGUGAAGUUGUGUGGACUUUACCUAAUGGUAGAAAGAAGAAAGACAAAAUCUUCAACAAAAAUAUCUCAAAGGACGACACUGGGAAAUACAUAUGCACAAUCAGCAAUGAGGUACAGAGUGAAUCGAUAUCCUUCUACGUCACCGUGAACUAUGGACCUCAAUCCGUAACACUUACGCUAUCUGGUCAUCAGUCUCUAAGAAAAGGACAACAUUUUUCGGCACGAUGUCAGGCAGAUUGUUCCCCAUCCUGUGCCUUUUACUGGACUGGAGGGAAUAUUAACCAAGCAUAUAGACGUGCAAAUAUUUUAAGCAUUGAACGUUUAAGUAAGACCGACAGCGGUGUUUAUCACUGUAGUGCAUCUAACGAUUACGGCAACAAAUCCACUUCUUUGAAGAUAAAUGUCGAAUACGGACCCGACGAUAUUAGUUUGGAACCUACAACACGGAGAUACAACAUACUGGAAGGUAUCGUAAUAAACGACAUCAACUGCUCAGCCGAUUGUAAUCCAGCGUGUCAUUUCUCCUGGACCAGGAACAACCUCCCAGUCAGUAAUGACACCACGCUCUCUCUCGGUAGCUCAAAUAGCAGCAAAGAUGGCACAUAUACCUGUACGGCUCGGGGUGUAAAUACAAAAAGUACAACGUCAAUCACAGUGAAAACUUUAUAUGGUCCAAAAUCGAUGACAUUGUCCAGAAAUGGUGAUCUGUCAGUACUAGAAGGAACAAAUGUGAAUAUACGAUGUCGGGCAGAUUGCUCCCCUUCCUGUGAUAUCAUCUGGACAGGACCAAAUUUCAACAGAGAUGGGAGACGUGGAACAAAUUUAAACAUUACAAAGGCAACCAGGACUGAUCAUGGUGUCUAUACUUGUACAGCAUCGAAUGAAUAUUCGGAGAUAUCCACUUCCCUGAAGAUAAAUGUAAUUUAUGGUGGAUCUGACAUAAGACUUGCACCGACUGAAACCCACUAUACAAAGAAGGAGGGUAGUAAGAUACCGGAUAUCCGGUGUACAGCUGGAUGUAAUCCCGCCUGUGAGAUAUCAUGGUACCAUGAUAGAACUGGUCGUGUCUGGCAGGGAGAUAGAUUGUCCUUGCUUAACAUGUUAAGGUCAAGGGACGGAAACUACACGUGUGCAGCUAAUAAUAGCCAGGGAACUCAGACAACAAAUGUGACUGUGCUAUCUCUCUUCCCUCCAGAAGUACCCCGAAAGGACCUGCUAAAUUCCACUUACAUUGUACGCAUGGGAGACGCCUGGACAAGUAGUAUGUCCGUUGAGGCGUCACCUUCCCCACUCGCUUACCUCCAACAUGAAAGAGACGGAAAUGGUCCAGCUGUGGAGAGGAAUUUAUCAAUGCAGUCGACGAGAUACGACUAUUACAGCACAAAAUAUACGUACAGUAUCGAAAACAUAACCAAUUCUGACCUGGGAUACUACACGUUGACCGUAACCAACUCACAGGGGAGAUUUCUGUACGAGUUUUCUAUCAACACCCUAGAUGCUGGAACGUCGCUUGCUCAAGGUGCCAUUCACCCCGCUGUAUGGAUUAGUGUGGUGAUAGUUCUCAUUCUCAUCAUUGUGACUGUCAUCGUCAUCUUAAAGCGAAAACACAACAAAGAAAGAAAACGUAAUGUCAGUCAGAGAUCCGCUGAGACAUUCCAUGGCGUGCACAAUGCUUCAUAUGAGCAACAGGAUAUAGCACCUCAAGGCCUUCAAGGGUUGCCACAGCAACCUGCUGAUGCCUUCAUUUCCAUCCACGGAACAGAGUCUGAACAAUCGCGGCCUGUGAAUGACGUAUAUGCCAAUGUGGUUAGGCCUAAAAGCAGAGAUGAAGCCAUAUCUACUGGACCGAACAACGUUGAUGGAAUGGUAAAUGAACCGUCUCGCAAGUCCGCAGACGCCAUUGGUGCUGAACCAAACAGCCUUUAUGCAAUGGUACAGAAACCAGCUCGCAAUUCAGGUGAAUACGACGAUUGA